Molecule: messenger RNA, 4443 nt
Organism: Pseudopipra pipra
Lineage: Eukaryota; Metazoa; Chordata; Aves; Passeriformes; Pipridae
Gene: SGMS1
Product: sphingomyelin synthase 1
Exons: 8
Coding region: 843-2069 (408 amino acids)
Biological process (GO): sphingomyelin biosynthetic process; ceramide biosynthetic process
Cellular component (GO): Golgi membrane; endoplasmic reticulum membrane; plasma membrane
Molecular function (GO): ceramide cholinephosphotransferase activity; protein binding; sphingomyelin synthase activity
Source: RefSeq, a predicted model, not a curated record
UCAAGCUCAGUAUCCUGGCCUUAGGAAGAGGGUCCAGCACGUUUAAUUUACUCUCCUCAAACAGGGAUCAUGUCUGCAGCAUUGUCAUCAAAUGAGAAGGAAAAUGGGCUGCUGCUUUGCCACUUUUAAGCAAUAACAGUCUUGGUGUUCCUGUCUUCCAGUUCAGUGCCCCUGGGAUAACUGGGGUGUGCUGAAUAGUGACUGGCUGUGGAUAAUUCCUCUUGUCUUAACCAGCAAGUGCUUGGGGCACAGUUGUGUCUUAAGUGACUCUCGUGCCUCUGGGAGAAGCAGCCAGCAGCAGGUCUCCUGAGCUUCGACUCUCAUGUUCACAUCGAGCUUCUGACCUGAUGCAUCGAGUGCCCUGGGUGGAAAAGCAAUUCCAGGUGACAGCGGGGAGAGAAGCUCUGACGAAGCCCGGCCACGGGGAAGUCAAAGGCAACUUUUAAUGUUUUAAUGGGAAGGAAGCUGGGCGAGCUCCUCCUCGGGUGAGAUCCCGGGCUCCGGGACGCUUCGGCUCCAAGAGGCUUCUCCGCGUCUCCCUCUGGUCCCGCCGGGAUCCCCGUGUCUGGCUGGCAGCUGGGAGCAGGAGAAGUUGGCUGCUGUUUUCCGCCGCCUGAUUUCCACCAGAAGAAGAAUGCCAACACGAAUAUGAAGUGAAGUGACUCCUAUGCUCUGCCACGGCGCCCGGAUGCUCCUGUGGGCGGGUUAGAGACGGGCACCCGCCUCCGGCCAGAUCCUGGGACAGGAUGAAGCCAAGGAGGAGCUUCCCAGCGCUCCGGAGUGGCAGUGAGCGCUGCCCCCUGUGAGAUCCAUGCCAGACCGUGCCCCGGCUGCCUGGCGAGAUGAAAGAGGUGGUGCUGUGGUCGCCCGAGGAGGUGACCGGCUGGCUGAUGGAGAAUGCGGUGCCCGAGUACUGCGAGCCCCUGAGGGGCUUCACCGGGCGGGACCUCAUCGACCUGACGGAGGAGGACUUUAAGAGGACGCCUCUGUCCCGGGUGUCUUCCGACAGCGGCCAGCGGCUUUUGCACAUGAUCGAGACUCUGAAAAUGGCUCACCACAUGGAGGCUCACAAGAACGGCCACGCCAACGGGCACGUCCGCGGCGGCGGCGAGAACGGCUUCGGCGGCAAGGCGAAGCUCAAUGGGGUGCCAAACGGGUUCAAGAAGGAGAUGAUAAAGAUCCCCAUGCCAGAGCCGGAGCGCUCGCAGUACCCCAUGGAGUGGGGCAAGACUUUCCUGGCGUUUAUUUAUGCACUUUCUUGUUUCGUCUUUACCACAGUGACUAUCUCAGUCGUCCACGAACGAGUGCCUCCCAAGGAGGUGCAGCCUCCCCUCCCAGAUGCAUUUUUUGAUCGCUUUGAUCGGGUGCAAUGGGCUUUUUCUAUUUGUGAAAUCAACGGCAUGAUCCUUGUAGGACUGUGGUUUGUUCAGUGGCUGCUCUUAAAGUACAAGUCUAUAAUCAGCAGAAGAUUUUUCUGUAUAGUUGGCACACUAUACCUGUACCGGUGUAUUACCAUGUAUGUGACCACGCUCCCAGUACCUGGAAUGCAUUUCAAGUGUUCUCCAAAGCUUUUUGGAGACUGGGAAUCUCACCUGCGAAGGAUAAUGAAGUUGAUUGCUGGUGGAGGAUUGUCCAUCACCGGAUCCCACAACAUGUGUGGUGACUACCUGUACAGCGGCCACACCGUCAUCCUCACCCUCACCUACCUGUUCAUCAAAGAGUAUUCCCCACGGCGACUCUGGUGGUAUCACUGGCUUUGCUGGGCACUCAGCAUGGUUGGGAUGUUCUGCAUCCUCCUUGCUCAUGACCACUACACUGUGGACGUGGUGGUGGCUUACUACAUCACUACAAGGCUAUUCUGGUGGUACCACACAAUGGCCAACCAGCAAGUGCUAAAAGAAGCUUCCCAAACUAACCUCCUCGCAAGGGUCUGGUGGUACAAGCCCUUCCAGUACUUUGAAAAGAAUGUCCAAGGCAUUGUACCUCGCUCCUACCACUGGCCCUUGCCCUGGCCGGCGCUGCGGCGGGGCCGGCCGGUGAAGUACAGCCGCCUGGCCAGCGACACGUGACGGCCACUGCCGGGGGGAAGGACCUGGCCCAAGUGCUCACAACUCCCUGAGAGAAGAUGCCAUAAGAAAAAAAAAAAAAAAAUAAUUAUAUAAAAAAAAAUCAACUGCUCCCUUAACCCCUCUCUUUUAACAGCUCCCCUCGACUCGCCCCGUUCAGUUACCUGGUAAGCACUGUGAUCUUUUUUUUCCUCUCCAAAGGAUCUCUGCGUUGGACAAACAAUAAAGAAAAAAUUUAACUUCUCGUGCACUGUUACACGUUUCUCGUUGAUAGAUUUGGGAUUUGCAUUUGCCCAUCGCCAUGUUCCUUUGUAUAUGAUGCGACAACAUAAAUGAGAGCUUUUAUAUCAUGAGUUCUGGUCUUUCCAGUCACGUCUGGGAACAAAGCAUAUUAUUUUCUUGGGAAAACAUACUUUUCAUAUCUCUUGCCCCAAAGAUUGGGCUGUAAGCCAUUUUCUAGCAAAUGACUAUAUGAAGGUUUCUAAAUACCUGCCUUGGGUGAAAUCAAGAAAUCUUUCUACCUGUUGCACCGCGCUACGAAUAAGAUGAUAGACACAGAAAGGUUUGGUAAUCCUGAUUUUGUAGAAUCUGCAGUGACUGACUGUGUCAAAAAGUGCAAAAAAAAACAAAAAAAAAAAAGGAAAAAAAAAAAAGAAAAAAUGUAAAGUGAUUUUCUAAGUAUUUCCUAACUUUAUUUUUCAAAACGUGUAUGGAAAAAAAAAAAAUAAAUUUAAAAAGAUUUUUACAUGUCAGAGAAUAGAGAGUUAAAAUUUAAAGAAAAUGCUUCUUGGGAGAGAGAGAUUUGUCUAUGUUUCUAGUGCCUUUCUUGUCUUGAUUGUAUGGUCAGUAGGCAGUCUUAAAUGUUUUUAUUUAAAAUAAAGUAUUCCAUGAAAGCAGAAUUAUAUAUACUAUAUAAUUACUAAUUUUUGCAUUUAUAGCUAAAUUAAACUGGAAAUUUGCUUAUAAUGUUGAAAUUGCCAUGUGUAGGGAAAAAACCACCCCACCAAAUAAAAAAGGGUCCGAUCUUGUUCACACAUUGUGGGCAGGUCAAGCUAAAAAGUAUCACUUUAUUCUUGGUAGCUGGAUUUUAACAAGUAAAACAGCCAUGAACUCCUGUUUUUUAAGAAUUUUACAAAUGAUCACUGAGUGAACUACGUAUAGUUUCUCCAUCCCCUUUUGCAGUGUUGUUGGAAAACAACAAAGAUAAUCUAUUUCUUUAAAAUAUUUGUGCAGAAACUGCAUGUAAUUCUGAGUUUCACUCCUACCAUACAUACUGUAUGUCUGGGGAAGUAUCCUACCCUAAACUUGCCAAUGUGCAGAACAAAAAUAGUUUUUUUUUUUAAAAAAGAAUGAAGAAGAGAAAAAUAUAUAUAUAAAUAUAUAUAUAUCCAUUCUGUAUUUUACGUGAAGCAGAGUUAUCUUCUGUAGGUUUUUUGUGUAUUCACAAGGUGAUAUUUGUAUUGUAAAACAACAAUGGUGAAGGAAAAUAAAAAGGCUUUUGAAACGUGUAGUUUCCUUUAUCUUUUUAAUGUUAAGUUGAAAAUUUAAAGCUGGGUUUAUUCUUCCAAACCUUGCCUUUAAGUUGAUGUUAUUGCACUGUAGGCCAUCCGAUUUGGACUGUAUGGAAACUGCAUUGAUUUCGAAUUGCUGUUGGGCAAAACAGUGCCUUAUCUGAAAUAAAUGCUAUGCAAUCGAUUCCGAGCGGGUUGGGAGGAGCCUUCCUGGGAGCCAUCACCAGGCCUUGAAAAACCUACCCCAGCACUGCUGGGAUGGAGCACAGGGCAGGGGGAGCAUCGGCCACUGCCCCAGGGUCUGUCAGUCCUGGCGCUUGAACGCCAAAAAAAAAACAAAAAAAGGAAAGAAAAGCAAAUUUCUGUGAGUCCGUGGUGGUGAAAGUGUCAUUUCUUUCUUCUUUUCUUUCUUUUUUGGGGAUGGUUUAUCUAGACUUCUCUGCCCUGUUCCUCAGCCUUGGCCAGAAACUUCCUUGAGGAGCUGAUGGGGUGUUGCUUCUGCUGGCUGUGGCUUGGGAUGCUAAACAAGACCAACCUGUUCCUUAUCAGUUCUCUGUCUCCCUGGGUGGGAGGGAGGGAGGGGGUUUCUUGGCCAAACCCUUUGCAACAGCAUUUGCAGAGCUGCCUGAGAAUUUAGGGCUCAGCUCUGCGUGCUUUGCCUUCAAUUCACAGCUUUAUCUUGGCAACUCUGGGGUUCAAAGUCACUUUUCAGAGCGCCCAGGGUGAUUUUUUGAGGGAAUUCCCGCUCCCAGACGGAAAGCGAGGAGUAGGUUUUUCAAGGCCUGGCAUCACGCACAUCCAAACCAUUGACAUAAGUAAAUGUAUGGAUAUAUAUAUGCACAUGACAUUAAAUGGAAUCUGCUGAA